This is a messenger RNA of Pyrus x bretschneideri (Chinese white pear), 1873 nucleotides long. Its product is annotated as protein DETOXIFICATION 41. Gene Ontology annotation, cellular component: vacuolar membrane. Gene Ontology annotation, biological process: xenobiotic detoxification by transmembrane export across the plasma membrane. NCBI's taxonomy places the organism in Eukaryota, Viridiplantae, Streptophyta, Magnoliopsida, Rosales, Rosaceae. The record is from RefSeq and is a predicted model, not a curated record. Bases 54 to 1571 code for a protein of 505 amino acids. The transcript has 7 exons. Gene Ontology annotation, molecular function: antiporter activity; xenobiotic transmembrane transporter activity.
ACUCUCUCUCAGUGUCAUAUCAAGUAGUGGUGGCUCAGCCGUCGGAGGUUACCAUGGGGUCGCAGGAGGAGUACCAACCGCUACUCAUCAGGCUCGAUUCACACUCCCAGAUACCGAACUUGUCGUCCAGUGCCAUUGAAGAGUUUCUGGAGCACAAGCCCGUGGCGGUUCGAUGGUGGCCUAAACUGGUGGCUUGGGAGUCGAGGCUCCUCUGGAUUUUAUCCGGUUCAUCUAUCGCUGUCUCUAUAUUCAACUACAUGCUCAGCUUUGUGACUCUCAUGUUUUGUGGGCACCUGAGUGCCUUGGAGCUUGCUGGGGCCUCUAUAGCUAGCGUUGGAAUUCAGGGUCUCGCUUAUGGUAUCAUGUUGGGAAUGGCGAGUGCUGUCCAAACAGUGUGUGGGCAAGCAUAUGGAGCCAAACAACUGCCAGCAAUGGGAAUCAUAUGCCAAAGGGCAAUCAUCCUGCAUUUGGGAGCAGCAGUACUACUCACAUUUGUGUACUGGUGGUCAGGACCAAUCCUUAUAGCCAUCGGCCAAACAGAAGACAUAGCAGCACAAGGUCAAGUAUUUGCCAGAGGAAUAAUCCCACAGCUCUAUGCAUUUGCCAUAAACUGCCCCCAGCAGAGGUUUCUCCAAGCUCAGAACAUUGUAAACCCUCUAGCUUACAUGUCACUCGGGGUCUUCCUCCUCCACAUUCUGCUCACUUGGGUGGUGGUUUAUGUGGUGGACUAUGGGCUGACGGGGGCGGCUCUGACACUCAGCUUCUCUUGGUGGCUUCUUGUCAUCACAUAUGGAAUUUACAUUCUUGUCAGCCCCAAGUGUAAGGAGACUUGGACUGGCUUCUCAUGGAAGGCUUUUAGGGGCAUUUGGCCUUACUUUAAGUUGACACUUGCGUCCGCUAUCAUGCUUUGUUUGGAGAUAUGGUACAACCAAGGACUAGUGCUGAUAUCAGGGCUUCUCUCCAAUCCGACAAUCUCUCUAGACUCCAUUUCUAUUUGCAUGAACUACUUGAACUGGGACAUGCAAUUUAUGUUAGGCCUAUCCGCGGCAGCCAGUGUUCGUGUUAGUAAUGAGCUUGGUGCCGGUCACCCGAAGGUGGCCAAGUUUUCAGUGUUUGUAGUGAACGGGACGAGCAUAUUGAUUAGCAUAGUCUUCAGUGCGAUUAUAUUGAUAUUCCGAGUUGGAUUGAGCAAGCUUUUUACAAGCGACGCUGAAGUUAUCACGGCAGUAUCUGAUUUAACCCCAUUGCUCGCCAUCUCUGUUUUCUUGAAUGGCAUUCAACCUAUACUCUCAGGUGUGGCAAUCGGAAGCGGAUGGCAAGCUGUUGUGGCGUACGUUAACCUGACUUGUUACUAUAUUAUCGGUCUUCCGAUUGGAUGUGUUCUAGGCUUCAAAACUAGCAUGGGAGUUUCAGGUAUUUGGUGGGGAAUGAUCAUUGGAGUUUUUCUACAAACAGUAACUCUAAUUGUUCUCACUGCAAGAACAAACUGGGAUUCUGAGGUUGUAAAAGCAGCUGAACGAUUGAAGAAAUCUGCAAGUGCAGAAAGAUUAGACUUGGUGACCGAUAUAUAAGGCUGCUGUGAAGGUUUCUGAACUUCAUUUCACGUGCGAUUCCUGUUCAAAAUCCUUUGAUUCGACAGUGCAUUAUGGUCAACGAGAACUAGCAUAGAUGUUUGUUACGUUUCUUUCUUACCCUGCACACAACUAAGCAGAUUGUUGCAAUUUUGAUGAUUUAAGGGAAAGAAAAAGUCCUACUUGUUUGUGGCAGUAGAAAUUUCUACCAGGCAUAAUUUCAGUAGAAGCUGCACUACUAGAAUCACAUUGUGCUUGUAGUUAAACUGCUACAACAUCAAACGGUUCCAUUCUGUUCUCCA